Closterium sp. Naga37s-1 is the source of this 1815-nucleotide messenger RNA. NCBI's taxonomy places the organism in Eukaryota, Viridiplantae, Streptophyta, Zygnematophyceae, Desmidiales, Closteriaceae. The record is from the annotation of a GenBank genome assembly.
AUGCGCCUUCACCAGGUAGCACCGGGCGAGACCCUCUUCUCCAUCGCCGCCAGUUACCAACUCCCCCUGGACGCGCUCCUCGCGGUAAACGACAAGCCGUCGCCCGCGGUGCGAGUGGGGGAGGUGAUAUUCCUGCCGGCCGCGGCGAAAAUCGGCGACGUGGCGAGUUUCGCGAGUGGUCUAAGAGUUACCGCGAAAAGCGGUGACUCGGCAGGGUGGAAUGGAACGGAGGGAGGAGGUGGUAACGCGGCUGGAGAGGGGGUAGAGACAGGGGAUGUCGAUAACCGGUCGCAGCAGCAGCAGCGUGUAAGUCAAACGAUUCAACCAAGCCAGCCUGGCCGUCAACGUCUGAGUCAACCUAGCCAACCCAGUAAUCAGCAUCUUAGUCAAGAAGACGCGGAAAUCAAGGUAUCGCAGGACUUUGCCCUGAAGUUUAGAGAGAAACCUGGGGGAAAUUACCCCGGGAAAUACUCGGCGGGUCCGAAGGCCGGGCAGCAGCGAUACGGGUCUGGAGCGCAGGAGGGCGGGAAGUCGAGAGGCGGAGGCGGAAAGGAUAAGGGGCGGAAAGAAAGCAGGGAGAGUAGUGGCAGAGCCAGCAAAGAGAGUCUGAGAAGCGAUGGCUUUGGGAAGGGAGAGGAGGCGAGAAGAGGAGGGGCGGUUGCUGGUGGGGGCUUGCAGCGAAUAGAGGUGUGCGAGGAGAGGGAGAUGACUUCUGCUUUUGCUAGCGUGGGUGCUCCCAAGAUCCCGUACCUUGACUGCACGCCUGCUGCCGCUGCUCCUUCACGCCUCGCUGCAUCUGCAUUCAGGCAGCAACCGCAGCAGCUGCAGCUGCGGCGGCAGCAGCCACAGCAGUUGCAGAUGCAACAACCAGGAAAGAAGCACGGGCAGCAGCUGAGGAUAGCAGGUGGGCAAGUGGGAGGGGAGUCACUGGGAAACCGACACAGGAGCACCUUUUUGGGCGGCUCUGCCCGACAGUUUACAGCCACGGUCGGGCAGCAACAGCUCCUGCUGCCCGAGGGGAAACUUUUUGUUGGGGCGCAGCACGGUGGGAGGUGGGCGGUGGUUCUUGGCGUGGCUGUGGCCGUUGCUGCUGGAGGGGCGGCACUGGGCGGCAGGGUUGGAGCAUUAGGGGGAGCAUUAGGGGGAGCAGCAGGGGGAGCAGUAGGGCGAGCAUUAGGGGGGGCAGCAGGCGCAACCAGCAGUGUACAGGGAGGGAUAGGGGGAGGGGUUGGGGGAUUGUUUGCUGGUGGGGGGCAUGAUGCGAGCAAGGCGAGUAAGCAGGAAGGAGGAGCUGAGGGCGUGGGGGUUAACCUUACUGAGCUCAAGACAGACGAGAAUCAGAUGAGUAUGGAGAAUUGGGAAGAUAGGUGUGUGCCGGAUCAAGGCAAAGCGCCGCUGUGGGUGGGAGAGGAGGCAUGGAGCAGUGAGAUGACACAGAGCAGGAAGGAAGCGGGGAGUAACGAAGAGGCGAGCAGAGAGGAAGGGGGGAGUCAAGGAGAGGAGAGCAGGGAGGAGGGGAGCAGAGGGGAGGGAAGUAAAGACGAUGGGAACAGCGAGGAGGGGAGCAGGGGGGAAGGAAGGAGCAGAGCGGGAGAGAGGGGGAGAGAGGAGGGGAUCAGAGAGGAGGAUGGGAACAGGGAGGAGGGGUUAAGAGAGGAGGGGAUUAGAGAGGAGGGGAGUAUGGGAGAAGGGAUUGGCAGGGUGGAGGUAUGUGCGGAGGGGUUGCCAUUGGAGGAGGUGCGGAACUGGAGUGUGGAGGAGGCGAUAGCAGCCAAUGUGCAGGUGGCACGGAAGAUGGGGCUGCAGCAGGCUUGA